ACUUUUACGUCAGAUUUCCUAAAAAGUGUAUAGGUUAGUACUAAAGUGUUUUGGAGAGUUGCAUGCAUCUGUAGCAUAGUAAUAAUGAUCUUUUGUCACUUUCAUUAAGGUUCCUUACAAGGUAGGUACCUCUUCUUUCUUUACUCUCUCAUUUCUUGAUCAAUGUUCUUGAGUUUCAAAGGUUUUAGCAGCAAAAAUGGUGAAAAAGAAUAACAAAAGAAAGAAGGAAGAGAUUGCUGAAGGUUGUUGCUUUUCUUGCAAAGAUGGUGGUCAAAUGAGGGUCUGUGAUUCUAGGGAUUGCUUUAAAGCCUAUCACGCGGAAUGUGUGAAACAAGAUGCCUCCUUUUUGACGAAUGACAAUAGGUGGUGUUGUGGUUCCCAUUUUUGCUACCUUUGCGGUAGAGCAUCGAAGUUUAGGUGCUUCUGUUGCCCAAUAGCUGUUUGUGGAAAAUGCUUCUAUGAUGCUGAAUUUGCUACUGUCAAAACAACCAAAGGAUUUUGUAGGCACUGCUCAAAACUUGCAUUUCUAAUUGAGACAAAUGCUGACAUUGAUUCUGAUGGGGAGAAGAUAGAUAUGAGAGAUCCAGAUACAGUUGAAAGUUACUUUUUAGAAUAUUAUCAAGUUAUCAAAAAAAAGGAAGGGUGGAAUUCUCAGGAUGUUUAUAUUGCCCGUGACAUCAUUAAAAAUGGAAACAUCAAGCGUGACUUGGAACCGUAUGAAAGAGGUGAGGGGGAAGAUACCGGUGAAUCUGAUGCAAGUGACUUUAUAGGUUCUGAUUCUGACGACUUGGUUGGCACGUCAAGAGUUAAACCAGUAAAGAGAAAGAAGAAUAAGGUUAAAUCAAUAAAUGGGAAAGUAACAAAAGAUAAGAAAAAGGAUUUUGUUGGAUGGGGUUCAAGAAGUCUCAUAGAUUUUCUUAAAAAUAUUGGUGAAGACACGACCAAAGCUUUUUCCGAAAUUGAUGUUGCUUCGAUCAUCCAUAAGUACUGCCAAAAAAACCAGCUUUUUGACCCCAAGAAAAAGAAGAUGGUAAUCUGCGAUGCAAAUUUAAUAACUUUGUUGAGGCAGAGAACAAUUAAUAAGAACAACAUACAAAAGCUUCUUGCAUCGCAUUUUGCAGAUAAUUUUGAAGAAACUGAUAGUAAUAUCAGUAGUUCAGAAGAAAGGGAUGAUAAUGAGGCAUUCAAAUUUCGAAAGCACAGAAAUUUGAAUUCAACUAUAAAAUCUUGUCAGAAUGUACGUUCCAAAGAGCUGCCAAGUGGAUUUGCAGGAAUAAUUAGUUCAAACAUAAAACUUGUCUACUUGAAGAGGAGCUUAAUUGAGGAGCUUUUGAAGCAACCAGAUACCUUUGCUGGCAAAGUGUUGGGAAGUUAUGUUAGAACCAAAUCCGACCCAAAUGACUAUUUACAGAAGAAUUCUCAUCUGCUUUUAGAAGUAACAGGAAUAAGAAGAUCAUCAAACCAAGACGAAAUCAACCAAGAAAUUCUGCUCCGGCUUUCUAAUGUGCCCAAAGAUGUAUCUAUCAGCCAAAUUUCUGAUGUUGACUUUUCUGAGGAAGAAUGUCAAGAUCUGUAUCAGAGAAUGACAAAUGGUCAGCUCAAAAAGCCAACUCUGCUGGAGCUUGAGCAGAAAGCCAGAACUCUGCAUGAAGAUAUCACAAAGCAUUGGAUCUCAAGGGAGAUAGAAUUGUUACGAAAUCGUAUUGAUCGGGCCAAUGAAAAGGGAUGGAGGAGAGAACUUGCUCAGUACAUGGACCAAAAACAGAAGCUUGAGUCUGCAUCCGAACAAUCACGUUUAUUAAGUGAAAUUCCGAAAGUAAUUCCUGAACUGGUUGGUACCAAUCUGUCACCAGAAGAUUCCUCAAGAAAAGAUAAGUUUGAACAAAAUGAUUUGCAAGUUGUAGCCAUUGGAGAGACUUGUAACUCUGGAGGACAGUACUCCACACAUAAUGGUUUUGCUCUAUGUCUGGAUAAGAGAACAGAUGUUGUAGGUCCAAAAUCUCCGGUGAAAAAUAACCAAGAUGAUCCAGUCUUUCCUGCCACUGUUGAACAAUUAUCUGUCCUUGCUGCUUCUGAAGACAAAGAUGACGGAAAGCCUGCACUUCUUAAAGAAUCAAACUCUAAUUGUCAGACCUUAAACCCAAAAAAAUGUGGCUUGCCUCAACCAAGUACUACAUCUGCUUCUGAGGAUGUAGAUUGCAGAAAUCUGAGUAUUAACAUGGAUGCCAAUCAUACAGUAAAGGAAAGGCGAAGCGUUACUGUUUCAGAUCCCGUUAAGGCAAUCAUCAAUGAUGUUAUUGUUUUAAGUGACAGUGAUGAAGAGGAUGUGAAUAGUAAAGUCACUUCAUCUGGAAGAAAGGGAGCGGAGAGUAUUGAUAUUCCUAUUUGGUACUGUUCGGGUGUUCGUGGCUGUGGAACAAGAGGGCCUUUUCCAAUGACUGUACUCAAACACUGGAGUGAAUUGGAUUCCACAUAUGCUCCCUUAGACUUCAAGGUCUGGAAGACGGGCGAGAGUGAAAGAGAGGCAAUGCUUCUGAGGGAUGCACUUAAGCUCUUUUUUCCCUAAUGUCAAAGUAAAUCAAAAUGAAGGGAAAUCAUCUCUACUAAUACAUCACCAGUGUUGAUAAUCAGUAGUUAUAUAUAUAAUUUUGUUUUCACCAAAUGGCUGACUGUUUGAAAUGCUGCUAGUAAAAAAGUACUUUAUCCUUUGACACUUUGUGAGAUCGAAAAAUUUGCCCGUAUAAUCCUUAUUUCUCAUGUCAAUCUCUAA
Molecule: messenger RNA, 2770 nt
Organism: Medicago truncatula (barrel medic)
Lineage: Eukaryota; Viridiplantae; Streptophyta; Magnoliopsida; Fabales; Fabaceae
Exons: 10
Coding region: 197-2566 (789 amino acids)
Molecular function (GO): DNA binding
Source: RefSeq, a predicted model, not a curated record